Messenger RNA from Arabidopsis arenosa, 540 nucleotides. The record is from the annotation of a GenBank genome assembly. Lineage: Eukaryota; Viridiplantae; Streptophyta; Magnoliopsida; Brassicales; Brassicaceae.
AGCACAAAACACUUCAAAAGAAAUUAAAAAAAAAACAUCUUGAUUAGAAAACAAAAAGGAGAGACAUAAAGAUGAAUGCUAAAAAUAUUCUUGUGCUUCUCUUGAUUGGAGUUGUGUGUGCCACUGUUGGUGCAAUUAGGCAGCUCAAAGAAGGAUCCAAAGAGACCGAAUUAGGCGUCUCUAUUCCCAAAGCUACCAAAGGCGCUGAGUUUACUGUUACUAUUUAUACUCAGUCUAUCGGUGAUGGCAAUGGCUAUGGUGAUGCUAAAAUAAAGGGUCGCAAAGGUGCCAGCAGCAGUGCAAAUGGAAGCGGCUAUGGAACUACCAGCGGAUUUGUCAUUGCGAAGGGUCCCAACGCAACAGCUUUUUCUAUGAGUACUGCUUUUGGUCGAGGCCGUGCUAAUGCUGCAGCCGGUCGCAAAGGUGCCACCGCCAAAGGAAACGGUGCUGGAGGUGGCACCACUGUUACAUAUGGCAGCACCGGGCCUAAACCGUGAGAGUUGAGGAUUUCAAAAACUUUUAUAAAUGUAAUUAUGUAAG